UUACAGUUCGUUUUGGGAAGACAGGGACAAGCACUGCUAUCGCUAGUGUACCCUAACGGAGUACUUGGAGCUGUGUAAUGUUCGUCACGGUCGCGGUGCCUCCCUUCGCUCUUGCACCGUGUCGUUAGCUGGGCAGCGUUUUAGCGGCUUCCUCAUCCCCACCGCGUGUGUUAUCGCUGGCAGUGAGUUUCUGUGGUGGGUCGCUAUGGAUGUUCUGUGGAUGAUACCCCUGCUGCUGAUCCCGCUCCUGAUGUGGACCAGCAGCACGUUUGUUUUUUAUUUCAAAAAGUGCUUUUAUGUCGCCUGGAUGAUGUGUUUGGCCCUGGUUACGAUUCCUCUGUGUAUACUGAAAAGCGGGGGCAGAGACGUUGAAAACAUGAGGAUUAUCCGCUUCAUGGUUCGUCAUGUGAAGUAUUUCCUGGGUCUUCGAUUUGACGUGAGCGGCUGGGAGCAUCUGCAGACAGAGGGACCCUAUGUCAUCAUCUCCAACCACCAGAGCUCCCUGGAUGUUUUGGGUCUGAUGGAGAUCUUACCAGACCGCUGCACCAUGAUUGCUAAGAAGGAGUUGAUCUACGCCGGCACAGUGGGUCUCAUUUGCUGGCUGGGUGGCAUCGUCUUUAUCAACCGCAAGAAGACAAGCGAUGCCAAAAGUGUCAUGGCUGACGCUGCCCAAACCAUGUUGGACGACCAGAUUCGUCUGUGGGUGUUCCCCGAGGGAACGCGAAACCAGAGAGGCGACCUGCUGCCCUUCAAAAAAGGAGCUUUCCACCUGGCAGUGCAGGCACAAGUACCCAUCAUACCCGUCGUCUUUUCCUCCUACAGCAACUUCUACCUACGGAAAGAAAAGCAGUUCAAAUCAGGGACCAUCAGAUUGAAGAUCCUUCCAAAGAUCGAGACAAAGGGAAUGACGUCAGAGGAUAUAUCAUCCCUCUCUGAAAAGUCCUUCAACCUGAUGCGCUCUGCCUUCUUGAACAUCUCUGACUCCGUAACCCAGAGCAACGGGCCGCUGAGGCACUGAACAUUUACCAUGCUCCCGCCUCUUUUUCUCCUUUGUCCCUGUCUGAGACCCGUUCCUCCCCCAGACCUCCCCACUCUCCCCAGGUUGUCCCAUCACCUGGCCAGGAAACAACAUGACACAGGUCUCUUGUCAUGAAAUCUCUUCUUGUCUAGUUGACGCCUGGUCCAGUCCGCCUCUGGCCUGACCAUACAGCACAGUCAGUCCCGACCCUCACUGUGUCUGCAGCAGCAUCGGCAGCAGCGCUGCUCUGCACGCCGUGAGCGGAGUGACGGACGGCAAGCCAAACAGUAUGGAUGUGUGUUGUUCUUCAUGCAUGCCUUUUGGAUGGCUCUGUCCACCUUCAUCGUUGCUUUGAUCUCUGGCUUUGGAAGCCUGGCUUUAUUAUUGUCUUAUUUUAUCACCGUUUUGUACUUUUCUUUUGGCCUUUUUCUCCCUCUUUUUUUCUCUGUCUGCCUUCUGCUUAGCAGAUUUGCAUUUUCUCUUUUCUGCUCAUAACUUUCUGGAUAUUCACAUGUUCCUCUCAUGCUGCCUUUGUUUUAUUUUUCCUUGGACACACAAAUACAUGCACACACACACACACAUUCAAAGUGCCCCAUCUCCUUCCUUCCUUUCCUUUUAGUGUGUUCUCCCCCUUUCUGCAUUCCAGUCUCUUGCCUAAAGACAAAGGGAGCGGGGUCUCCACGAGCGGUGGAGUGCGUGGAGGUGAGAGGUUGACAGUGGUCGACCGUGGACUUCUUUGGUUCUGUCUCUUUGAAUUCAACUCUAUAUCCACAUUGGCUCUUCAACUCAAUGACCAAUAGGUCCAUGACAUACUUCAUGAUGUCAGAAAGCAAGGAAUUCAAGGUUACAAGAUACAGAGUGUAACAAUAGCACCCAUCUGUACUGAUUUAAUGGACUUAAGCGGACUGAUCAGUUUUCAAUGUUGUGCAUAGUUGGUGUAUCAUUGUGCAUUCUUUCAGUUUGUCUCUGCAGAAGAUUAGAAGCAACCUGGCAGCAUUGAGCAGCAAGUGUCUUCUCGCUUUGUUCUUUAUUUAUUUCUACAUCAGUUAAUUUUGUUUUUGUUUUUUUUUCACACAUUUUUGCUCCUCAGACGGAACUCACAAGUGAACCUAUUUAAGAUGUGUCAAAAAGGUGAUUUCAUAUGUUGUGCAAUGUCAAACAGUUUUUUAGCAUUACUGUUCCAAAGUGCAAGCUACCUGCUGUGCCAUGACAGAGUGUUUUUGGGAAGUUUCAGAUGUUAGCCCGUGAUUAUCUCACUAUGAGCCGCUUAGUGAGUCAACCAAUGACUGGUUUCACUUUACCAAUGAUAGAAGAUAGUUCUUGCUGUAAGGAGGAAGGUGACACGUGUAGAAUUGUGACUGAUUUUAUUUGUUCUGAUUAACUUCUCAGAUUACUAACAAACCUACUCAAGUCUACAUCUCAGACGAGUGUAAGGGUUGUCCCUGUUUGUGUUUUUGAAGUCAUUAUUAAAGUGAAUAACACUGUUUUAGUGAGUAAAAAGUUAUUACCUAACCUC
Chelmon rostratus (copperband butterflyfish) is the source of this 2534-nucleotide messenger RNA. It is a transcript of the gene agpat2, whose product is annotated as 1-acylglycerol-3-phosphate O-acyltransferase 2 (lysophosphatidic acid acyltransferase, beta). Bases 206 to 1018 code for a protein of 270 amino acids. Gene Ontology annotation, biological process: phosphatidic acid biosynthetic process. The transcript has 6 exons. Gene Ontology annotation, molecular function: 1-acylglycerol-3-phosphate O-acyltransferase activity. NCBI's taxonomy places the organism in Eukaryota, Metazoa, Chordata, Actinopteri, Chaetodontiformes, Chaetodontidae. Gene Ontology annotation, cellular component: endoplasmic reticulum; membrane. The record is from RefSeq and is a predicted model, not a curated record.